Molecule: messenger RNA, 1913 nt
Organism: Cyphomyrmex costatus
Lineage: Eukaryota; Metazoa; Arthropoda; Insecta; Hymenoptera; Formicidae
Product: ecdysone receptor
Exons: 6
Coding region: 474-1913 (479 amino acids)
Biological process (GO): positive regulation of transcription by RNA polymerase II; ecdysone receptor signaling pathway; cell differentiation
Cellular component (GO): nucleus; RNA polymerase II transcription regulator complex
Molecular function (GO): RNA polymerase II cis-regulatory region sequence-specific DNA binding; ecdysone binding; nuclear receptor activity
Source: RefSeq, a predicted model, not a curated record
CAAGCUCCAGUAAAGCAAAAGAAGAGGAAACAUUGAUUAGAAACGAAAACGUCAAGAAAAUACUUAAUAUUACGGGAUUAGAAGUGGGAUUUGUCAAGCUUUCCAAUUUAAUAAAUGGUUAUGUAAUAUUACGAUACAAUGAAGGGUUGGAGGUUGUUACGCGGAAGGUCGUCCUGGCAGCCUCAUCCCGGUUAAGAGGUAUUGGUACCUCUGUUAACACGACAUCCGUGACAUUGGUUAAGGCUGAAAGACCAGAUCAUCUGACUGGGACGUCGACGUCACCUGUGACGGUGACUACUGGAACAAUUGUUACUGAAAGUAAUCUCUUUACCGGUAUUGCUAAUAACAAUAAAAUAACUAGAUCGGACGAUUGGCUAACGACGAACAGUCCGGAAUCGCCGCAGAAUUCCUUACCGAGUCAGAAUGUGGUUUAUUCUACUUCCCAACAGCAAUUAUCGGAACAGCAAUCUUCAAUGGCCCACUCCAGUCCGCUCGCACAACAACAACAGCAAGUUAGCAAUAACGGAUAUGCCAGUCCCAUGAGCACCAGCAGUUACGAUCCAUAUAGUCCCAACGGUAAAAUAGGGCGAGAUGAACUAUCUCAGCCAGGUUCAAUAAACGGCUACGGAAACAAUUCUGGAGGAAGUGGUGGCGGAGGUGGCGGUAACAAUAGUGGUGGCAGCGGUGGCGGAGGGAGCGGGGUUGGAAGUGGAGAAGGACUUGAUGCGAAAAAAAGAAAAGGACCCACACCUCGACAACAAGAAGAAUUGUGCCUUGUAUGUGGCGAUCGUGCGUCUGGUUAUCAUUACAACGCUCUUACAUGCGAAGGCUGCAAGGGCUUUUUCAGACGAAGCAUCACUAGGAACGCUGUAUAUCAGUGCAAAUACGGCAAUGGUUGCGAGAUCGACAUGUAUAUGCGCCGCAAGUGCCAGGAAUGCAGACUAAAGAAGUGUUUAACGGUUGGCAUGAGGCCGGAAUGUGUUGUGCCCGAGUAUCAAUGUGCGGUAAAAAGAAAAGAGAAAAAAGCGCAGAAGGAAAAAGAUAAACCAAACAGUACGACAAUGAACGGUUCACCAGGCAGCGCUGGAAUGGGUGAUCAAAUGGGCGUCAAAAUCGAACCAGCGGAAGCCGAAUCAUUAUCCAUGUCUGGAAGUAGCGGCAUUCUUACUCCUAUCAGUCCUUAUACCUGUGUUAAGCCUGUUAGUCCUGAACAAGAAGAACUGAUAAAUAGGCUCGUGUCUUUUCAAUGUGAAUUCGAACAGCCGAGCGAAGAGGAUCUAAAAAGAAUUACUAAUCAACCAAUGGAAGGCGAAGAUCCGAGUGAUUAUAGUUUCAGACAUAUUACUGAAAUCACGAUUCUGACUGUUCAAUUAAUUGUCGAGUUUUCGAAGAGAUUACCCGGCUUCAACGAGCUGUUACGUGAAGAUCAAAUCACUCUUCUGAAGGCAUGCUCUAGUGAGGUGAUGAUGUUACGGAUGGCAAGAAAGUAUGAUGUGCAUACCGAUAGCAUCAUUUUUGCUAACAAUCAAUCAUAUACACGUGACAGUUAUAAUGUUGCCGGAAUGGGAGAAACCAUUGAGGAUCUUUUGCGAUUCUGUCGUCAAAUGUAUGCUAUGAGGGUUAAUAAUGCCGAAUAUGCUUUACUCACAGCUAUUGUCAUCUUUUCAGAAAGACCCAAUUUGGUGGAAAGCAGAAAAGUGGAGGAGCUUCAGGAAAUCUACUUGAAAACUUUGAAAGCAUAUGUGGAUAAUCGUCGUCGACCGAAGUCCGGUACGGUCUUCGCUAAACUUCUAUCAGUUCUAACUGAACUCAGAACCCUUGGUAAUCAAAACAGUGAAAUGUGCUUGAACCUGAAAUUUAAGAACAAGAAGCUGCCAGUUUUCCUCGCUGAAAUCUGGGACGUGAUGCCCUAG